Molecule: messenger RNA, 942 nt
Organism: Vombatus ursinus (common wombat)
Lineage: Eukaryota; Metazoa; Chordata; Mammalia; Diprotodontia; Vombatidae
Product: vomeronasal type-1 receptor 3-like
Biological process (GO): G protein-coupled receptor signaling pathway
Cellular component (GO): membrane
Molecular function (GO): pheromone receptor activity
Source: RefSeq, a predicted model, not a curated record
AUGGACUCUCAAGUGCUGACUUAUGAUGAAAUCCUGGGGAUAGUAUACCUGCAACUAACUGUAGUUGGAUUCCUAGGGAACUGUAUUCUCCUCUUCCUAAACAGCUUUAAUUUCCUCAUUGCUCAGAGAAGAAGACCUAAAAACCUAAUUAUCAUCCAUUUGGUCUUUUCCAAUGCCAUGGUGCUUCUCUUUAGGGGAAUACCCACUACAAUAAGGCUUUUGAGGGUGAAAUGUCUCCUGGACGAGACUGGGAUUAGAAUCAUAACAUACAUGCAGAGAUUAACCUGGAGCCUCUCCUUAUGUAGCACCUGCCUCUUAAGCACCUUCCAGGCCAUCACCAUCAGUCCCAAGAACUCUAUAUGUGCACAGCUCAAAAUGAAAGCAUCAAAUUGCAUCAUUCCAUGCAUUUUUCUUUGCUGGUUGUUCAAUCUAAUAUCAGCUCUGAAUCGACUUCUAUAUCAAACUGGUCCAAAGAAUAGUAUAAACAGUAAUUACGGAUGCAAUGUGGGGUACGGGUAUAUAGAUAUGUAUAAUAAGAACCAUGUAAAAUUGGCAAUCAUAGUAUUUGUCCAAGGUGCUUUAUUUAUGUUUCUCAUGACCUGUUCUAGUGCCUAUAUGGUCUUCCUCCUAUACAGACACAAGAGGCAUGUCAAUCAUAUUCAUAGUAAUAGCCUCUACAUAAAACUUUCCCCUGAAACCAGAGCCACCAAAGCUAUCUUGAUUUUAGUGGGUGCUUUUGUUUUGUUUCAUGUAUUCAGUCCCAUUUUUAUUUUGCAUCUGCUGCAUUUUAAAUACACAAGCAAUUGGAUGCUCUAUAUUUCAGCCCUUUCUCUAUGCUAUCCAACAAUCAGCUCUUUUAUUCUGAUCAGCAUUGAUAACCAGAUCCUCAGGACUUGUGCUCGUGAUAGUAUGAAAAGCCCCAGGGUCUCCAUCACCCUGUAA